Molecule: messenger RNA, 708 nt
Organism: Symbiodinium sp. CCMP2592
Lineage: Eukaryota; Dinophyceae; Suessiales; Symbiodiniaceae
Source: the annotation of a GenBank genome assembly
AUGGCCCGUCAAAGGAGCAGUUUGGCUGCCCGGCCUGACUUGAUGUGCCUCGGCUGCUGUGCCUUGCGCGCUCGAGACGUUCGCAGUGUUCUAUUGCGGUUCCGGCACUGCUAUCCCUCACCUGAACUGCAGUUCGGCGAAUCAGAACAAUGCGCUCCGUCGGACCGCUGCAAGAAAGUGCGAUGCAAACUCGGAGAACCCGAGUUGGAAAGGCUGCGAACAGAUCUGGCCAUCGCCGAGGAGGCACGGAAAGCUGAUGAGCAGCGUUGUGGCAAGUUCAUGGCGGAGGCGGCGACGGUGCGAGAAGAGCUGGGAAGCUCCAAGCUAGAGAUUGCGACUCUCUCCGAGCACCAACGAGCUGUCGAGUCGGAGCUGCAAGCCAAGGAGAGCUCCAUCUCCGAGGAGGUUGCCGAGCUCGAGCGGCUGCGAGCGGCGCUUGCAGAAGCUGAGGCUGCACGCCUUGCAGGGUCAAAACACCAGGAAGAGCUCAGUACGGAGGCCCGCGAGGCCCAAGACGAGCUUGCCAGUGCCAAGCGCGACCUGAGUGAACGGACGGACCCUCGACAGCAAUGGCCCGGUGAUGCUCAUGAGAUGAGCGGCUGGAAGCGGCCGAGGCGUCAGUUCUUGCGGCAGAGGAGCGUGAGCGGGCUGCUGAAGCGGCGCUGCAGGCUGCUAGGGCUGCUGCCGCUGAGGACGCGGGGUGAGUGA